ACUGAGGAGAUACACUCAGAUGAAAACUUCCGUGUACAUGUGGAGCAUCUAUCUUUUCCCUACGUUUAUCCGAAAAACCAUUUAUCGAAAUUCAAUAUCUAAUCAUUCAUUCUCCCGAAGUGCAAAUAAUUCAUAACAUCAGUCUGAUGUGAGUCCUGAUUGUAAUAAUUGCUCAAUGGGUACCCUAAGUGUGAAACACAAGGCAUUCUUAUCGCAGUUCUCUACUGUAAUUAUAGCAACACUGAACGCUGUUUCAGAUGGGAUGAACUAUGGCUGGUCAUCACCUAUGCUACCAAGAUUGGAAAAAGAUGAUUCUCCCGUUAAAGUCACAGAAACCGAUGAACCAUGGCUAGAAUCGAUCCUGUUGUUUGCAGGCUUAGUCGGCUUACCUAUCACCACCUACUUGGUGGAUAAAAUAGGAAGGAAGCAGUCGACACUUGCUGCAGCCUGCACCUGUGUCGUAGGCUGGACUCUAAUUGCCAUUGCUGACAACAUUUUUUACCUCUACAUUGCCAGAUUCAUGAUGGGUAUAGCUGCAGACAUGGCUUUUAUCUCUUCUCCUAUGUACAUAGCUGAAAUAUCGCAUAAGAGCAUCAGAGGUUAUUUAUCUGCCAUUAUUUACGUUAUGUCUUACAUUGGAACCGUCCUGAUUUAUACCAUUGGUCCUUACGUGGAUUUCACUGUUCCUUCCGUAGUUGCUAUAGUUUUUCUGGUUACUCAAAUCAUCGUCCUCCCAUUCAUGCCGGAUUCCCCAUAUUUCCUGAUCAAAAAAGGAAAAACUGAGUCGGCUAGAAUCUCAUUGAAGAGACUCAGAGCGACGGAAGAUGUGGACGAGGAAUUGAACGAAAUCCUCACAUUCAUCGAGCUCGAAAAACGAAAGGAGAAAGGAAAAAUCAGCGACCUAUUCACCGAGCCAAGUGUACGAAGGGCAAUAAUCAUCAUGACAGUCCUGAAUGGAGGCCAACAUUUGGCCGGUUAUACGGCCAUCGGUAUGAAUGUCAAUGCUAUACUUAGUUUCGCGAAAUACAAAUAUUUUGAAGACGAAACAGCAACAAUCAUUUUUGGAAGUCUGAUGCUUGUUGGCAGCGUCGUAGCUACCCUGUUGGUGGAUAAGUUUGGGCGAAAAACACUUCUGAUAAUAUCAACGGUGUUGACAGGAGCAGCACUCACAACCAUUGGUAUUUUUUUCUUCCUGCAGGACGACCACGACUUAACAUCAGUCAGUUGGAUCCUUGUGGUGGCUCUUAUGAGUUACGCCAUAACCUUCAAGCUCGGCCUAGGGGUAGUACCAAUUGUUUUAACAGCGGAGCUGUUCCCGGUGAGGGUGAAGGCCUAUGGCAUGGCAUGCGCUGAUGGAGUUUACGUACUUUUUGGUUCUCUGUCUGUUUGGAUAUACGACAUACUGAGAAAAGACGCCGGUGGGAUGUUUAUGCCUUUCUUCUUCUUCGCUGGAUGUUGCUUCAUCGUGUGCAUCUUCGUUUCCUUCUUCAUCCCCGAGACGAAAGGGAAGUCGCUGGAAGAGGUGCAGAACAUUUUGAAAGCGAAAUGAUCCUAUAAUUCUAUAUCAGAAUUGUCGUACAGUAUUCAACAUUGAAAAUUGGUGUAGGAGAAGUUGAACUUUUUACCACAAUUUCACAUUUUCGUGAAUUUUUUGAGUUGAUCUGGCCUAAGUAACACUAUUAAUUUUUGCCCCAUUAGAUAUAUUGUCAAAAUGAUGGAAAAUUAUAGUAAUUGUAUGAAAGUAUUAUCAUCUUUGUUGUGUGAACAAUUCGAAAUGUGUAGAUCUAGGAUCUUUCGAAUGAUCAUCACUGUUCAAAGUUCCUACUAAGUAAUUGCUAAAAAUAUUGUAGAACUUUUUUCAUUUAAUAAAAUCGUUCUUAUUUGUAAA
Coccinella septempunctata (seven-spotted ladybird) is the source of this 1888-nucleotide messenger RNA. RefSeq names its product sugar transporter ERD6-like. Gene Ontology annotation, biological process: transmembrane transport. Gene Ontology annotation, cellular component: membrane. The record is from RefSeq and is a predicted model, not a curated record. The transcript is spliced from 2 exons. Gene Ontology annotation, molecular function: transmembrane transporter activity. NCBI's taxonomy places the organism in Eukaryota, Metazoa, Arthropoda, Insecta, Coleoptera, Coccinellidae. The coding region runs from base 176 to 1549 and encodes 457 amino acids.